Fopius arisanus is the source of this 1015-nucleotide messenger RNA. RefSeq lists its product as uncharacterized. The transcript is spliced from 4 exons. Gene Ontology annotation, biological process: regulation of transcription by RNA polymerase II. Gene Ontology annotation, cellular component: transcription regulator complex; nucleus. The record is from RefSeq and is a predicted model, not a curated record. Lineage: Eukaryota; Metazoa; Arthropoda; Insecta; Hymenoptera; Braconidae. Bases 136 to 867 code for a protein of 243 amino acids.
AGAUGCAAUAAGCAAUUGAAUAGGGUACGAGCGAUAAUUGUGACGUACAAUGGAGGAAUGGAAUAGAACCGUGCGAAGGCUCCCAAGAUAUAAGCUAUAAACUACAGUGUAAUUUCUCAGUUAAAAUAUAAUAGAAUGUCUUCUGAUGAAGAUAAUGGUAUAAAACCGAAUCUAGUCAGUAAUAAAUAUAAAGAGGGAGAUGAAUUAUUAAUUGAAGUUGUUCGAUCUCAUCGUCAUAUAUGGGACAAGACACAUCGUCAUUACAGAGAUCCAGAUAUUGUCGAAAAUUCGUGGAUGGAUGUAGCAGAAAGUGUGAAUGAAACUGUGUCAGAAUGCCAAAAGCGAUGGAUGAGAUUGAAGCAAUAUUAUUCGAGGGAGAGACAGAGAAGGGCUGGAGAAGCCAAAAGAGGAUCAAAACUACUUUUACGAAAGCCCUGGCCCCUUUAUGAGAGCAUGGCUUUUAUGAAUAAACACAUAGGAAAAAGAAGAACUUAUCCAAGUAAAAAGCUGAAUAAUGAUGAAACUCCAGUGGAGAACGGUGAAAAUGAAAUCGAAGAACAUUUAGAAUGUGAGGAGGUGGAGACAAUGGAAUUCGAGGACCUCUCAGUACCUCAAUUUCAACGUGAAAAACGUUUGAGAUCAAGUACUCAAAAUUCCCUGGAUUCCCUUGAACAAUCUCUUCGUCAGGCCAGUGAAUCGAUUUCUGCGGCUGUUAAUAAAUUGCUGCAAUUUGAAUCGUGUGAUCAGGAUCAAGCCCUCGUGAACAUGAUCUUGUCGAUAUUGAGGGCCUGUGAUGACUCCAGGAAAAUGGAACUUCGUGAGAAAUUAAUGAACUUGUCGUUGGAGUACAUGCUUCCAGCAAGAUAACAUCCUCAAGAAAUUAAACAUGCUUAAACAAUUAUUGUGAAAAUCAUAAUUUCAUCAUCGAGAAAAAUGAGAAAGUAUUUGCAGUUGAAUAAACCAGCUUCCCUUUCUACUUAGGCUCUAGUGCAAUAUAUUCACAAAUUCAUAUUAA